Porites evermanni is the source of this 4153-nucleotide messenger RNA. Lineage: Eukaryota; Metazoa; Cnidaria; Anthozoa; Scleractinia; Poritidae. The record is from the annotation of a GenBank genome assembly.
AUGGCCUGGAUGAAUGUGACUACAAACGCCGCAAUGAAAUGCUUGAGGUCAUUGGUAAUCACUUUUCUGCUCUUCCUGUCUGGUUUCGCUCGCUUUUGUGUUACAAGUCGACCGGAAAUAAUAAUUGCAAAGCAUCUUCAAAAGCUUAAUCCUCUUCAUCUACAGCAAAAUAAUGAAGAAAACGUUAACGACAUCAGGAUCUUUUUUGAAACACAGUUGGGCAACAUCAUUCAGUCAGGCUGUGAAGAAGUUGUUAUCGAUGCACUGGUCCGAGAGGCUGCAGGGCAUUUUUUAUAUGCUUAUUUGAUAGUCGAUUCUAUCAAGGAAAACGUUUCACGUCUUACUCCUGAGGAGUUAGGAAGAACCUUAACUUCGGGUGUAUCGUCUGUUUAUCAGUCCUAUUUUGAGCGUCUGGAAAAAGAAUUGACAAUCGGUGAAGAAUUUUUUUUGACUUUUCUAAGUGCUCUUGCAGUAGCAAAAGAACCGCUUCCUCUAGACUUCGUUUCUAAGAUGUUGCUUUCGGACAUAAAGUCUCCAGCUGGUCACCGAAAAGUUAGAAAGGCUAUCGAAUGUAUCUCAACCCUUUUACCUAUUCAAGAUGGCUGCAUUCACUUCUUUCACAAAUCAGUUAAGGACUGGUUGACUGAUGGAGCUCCCGACAUGUACGGCGUGCAACACAAAUUUUAUGUGAACGAAGACCAGGGCCACCUUGCUCUUUCUCAGCUGUGUGUUGAUGAACUUGAUGAUGUCAAAAGAAAAAGUGUUAACGGCACAGAUUUCAGUGAGGCUGUCAAGUACGCCCUUCAGUAUGGUGUUGGUCAUAUGCUUGAGUUGGAAGAGAGCGCAAGAGCGCCCGGCAGGUUUGAAGAAAUCAUUAACAACUAUGUCACCGACUUAGACAUUGUGCAUGCAAAGCUUUGUGUACGCAACACGCUUAAUUCUGAAGACAUUAUCUAUGUUCAAAAACGAGAAGCUUUUAGGACAUUGAGCGAUGAAAGUCAAAGGGCCCUUAGCACGUUGUUUUCUCUCUUAAGAAAGUACCAUGGAAGACUUUCGACGCAUCCUAGUACAAUAUUUCAAGUGAUGGUGAAUGAGGGAGGGGACGUUUUUGCUGGUGAAGCGACGAAAGUUUUACAGAAUCGUGAAAUACCUUACAUGGAGUACCUUCAUAAGGAAGCUGUGAAGAAGGAGUCGAAUAAGAUCCAGGCUGAGUUUCGCUGUAAGUCCAAGGUUGUUUGUUUUGAUAUUUCCCCUACGCAGGAGUUCAUGGUAAGCGAAUGUACUUAUGGAAAGAUUUACCUUUGGUCACUCAUGACGCGUGAGCUAAGGUGGAAACGUUGUGUUGAGGUCAGGAAAUGUUUUUUUGAAGAUUCUAACCCCAGAAGAGUGUUGGCAAACUCACCUGUUUUAACAUAUUAUCGCUCUGUUGUUUUUCACCCCACUGAGCCCAUUGUUCUUCCUGGAAUCCUUAGCCAUGCGUACUCAAUUGACGGAGACCUACUACCUCUGUUCCCAAAGAGCAACUGCAGAUUUUCUGUUUGUUCAGUUCAUGGGGACGAGAGCAAAAUUAUCACCGAUUGCCCUGGUGAUGCUAAAUGCCUUGUCAUGUGGAAUCUAAAAAAUGGCGAAGAGAUCGCUCGAACCAUCAGAAAUGAAGUUGUUUUGUCCUUUGCUUGGUCUCCAGAUGGAACGCUUCUGGCAAUUUCCCAUUUUUCGGGACUGGUAUGUUUGGUUGACCCAUUGAACUGUUUAGAGACCACUCUCGCAGAAGUCGCCACUAAUCAGCCAUUGGGAAUGAUAAAGUUUACCCCUGACAUUCAAUUGCUGUUUGGUUGCUCUUGGUCAAUGGAAGCGGUACCAUUGGUCUUCAUAGAUAUUGUAGAAUAUUGGGAAAAAUUAAGUUUUCGCUUACACGUCGUUAAGUUACCUUCUGGCACCUUUUCCUUUAACGUUUUAAACAAUUAUGCUUAUGAUCCUCGGAAUUACGAAUCAUCUAGCAAAGGUGGAUUCUUGAUGGGAGAUCCUUUUCUUUUCGAUUUUUCAACUCACUCUUCUUCUCUUCAAGGGUUUGCAUUUGUAUUAAACAAACAAAGUGUAUUAAUGGCAAAUUUUGGCGACAGGAAAAUUACAAUGCUUAACUGUGAUAAACGUGAAUUGGCCAACAUGGUUCGUCCGGUCGAUUGGCGUUUCAAUAGCGUUGCCUUCGCCUUAGAUGGGAAGACGAUCUAUGGGAUCACCUCCUAUCCAUGGCCGGCUGAACGCGUACAACUGGUAUCUUGGGAUGUGUCGAGUGGAGAUCGUAAAGCAGAGAAAAUUGUAGCCGCACAUAAUAUUUUACUUGUACCUGUGUCAGAAGGUGUCCUUUUGAAAGAACCUUGGGAGGAUGUUCAGCUAUGGAAUUUUGAGUUGUCACAACAAGUCCGAAGUUGGCCUAAUUUAAGCAAGAUUAGCGAUAUAAUGCCAGUUUCAGACCAAUGUGUAGCGUGUGUGUGGACAGAUUUUGAAGUAAGCAUCCUGGACACAUCAAAUGGAAACAUAGUGAAGACCAUCUCACUUUGUCACAAGGUUUUCCAGUCAACAUAUCGUUCGUGGCAUAGAAAAGCCGUAGUGUGUAACAGUAAAUAUCAGCUGCUAUCUUUCAAGCCUAGCACAGUUCAGCUGUCAGACGGAGAAAAUGAACUAUGGAAGAAAACUCUUGAACAUCCACAUUUUUUUCAAGAGGACAGCUUGGGCCUACCUUGGAUGUUUUCUCCAACAGAGGAGUUCAUCCUUAUCUCGUGUAAAUUGAAACCUCUGUUAAAGACAGAAGUUCUUGUUCUUGAAGCAUCUUCAGGAAAGUAUCUCCGGACGCUAUGCACCGUUGAUAGUAUUCUAGACUGUGCCUUUGUAAGUAAGACGGAAUGUGUUAUCGUCUGCUAUCCUUAUAUUACAGGGAGUUAUUGUCUUCCGUUGUUCAAUGUUAGCACUGGGGAUUUCUUAACUGUACUUGAUAUAGAUUUUGAACCGUCCCGGUGUCUGGCUUCCUGUCCACAAAAGGGUUUGAUCGCUAUUGGCCUUCGGAACUCCAAAUGUAUGUGCGCAGUUAUCCAAGUAAAACUGCCGCGAGACAAAGUAAACCGGGAAGCAAAAGGUGGGUAUGCGUUUUUUCCUUAUCGUUAGUCGAAGAAUUGCUCAGUUUACAUAGCGUCGACGAUAACACCAACAUUAAAUUGGAAAUAUUAGUUGCCAAAAAGGAGCUUGUGUGAAGGAUAGUGCAGUUUGUGGAUAUUAGUGGGAUCGAACCUCUAUUAAGCAGCCACUCUUUUUAGCUGCCUGUUACAAGAUUCCCUGCGAACAAAGCUGUCAGUAAAUCACUGUAAAAAGUACCUCUAUUAAGCAGCCACUCUAUUUAGCGGCCUGUUAUAAGAUUCCCUGCGGACAAAGCUGUCAGUAAAUCACUCUGAAAGUACCUUUUAUUAAGCGUCCACUUGUCCCUUCCGCUGGCCGCUUAACCCUUCAAGUCCCAUGGGUGACCAACCUCAAGUUUUUCCUAACAAUAUCAAUACAUCCUCAUACGAAAACGUUAUGAGAAGUGAUGAAAUAAUCACCUUAUGAGAGAAAAUGCUUUGAGCUUAAAACAAAUUCUCUCAACUAAUUUUUUAAAGAAAUUUAAACUCAAUUUUCCCUUAACAAUAUCAAUACAUCGUAAGAAAACGUCAUGAGAAGUGCGCGAGAUAUCUCAACUCCAGAAAACAUUGUAAAUCUGUAUUCUCAAUUUUCAAAUAUUCUUGCAGAUUACAUAGAUCUUGUUUAAUUAAAAGGGAUGUAAUAAUGGUUCUUACUUUGUUAUUUGGGACCAUGAAUGAAUACAAAUUCAGUUUUAUUUUGGGAUUUCAGAUCCUUACAUAAACGGAUAUUUUCUAAUUGCAUGCGUAAAUUAAGUAUUAUCGAUUGCUUUUAGUUUUUGCAUUCAAUUUUCCCCAUCCAUAGUAUCCAGGAAGAUUUCACUGAAGCAAUCAGAAAUAAGUGGCCUUUAUAGUUUUGAUAAUUACUAAUUUUAUACAUAAAACUGAGUUACUUAUUCAUCGCAUUUUAAUGAUUUGCAGUUUCUGAAAGCUCAGCACUCGGAGACAAAGGUUGUGCCACAGUGUGUCGACCUGGCAACGAAUUGUGA